Molecule: messenger RNA, 700 nt
Organism: Macroventuria anomochaeta
Lineage: Eukaryota; Fungi; Ascomycota; Dothideomycetes; Pleosporales; Didymellaceae
Exons: 1
Coding region: 14-424 (136 amino acids)
Source: RefSeq, a predicted model, not a curated record
ACGAUCCACCUGCAUGCUACAUUUGAGACUUGUGUUGCAUUAUCUUCGGUUCUCCAUUGCCUGUUAUUUGCAAGAUCGUUGUGGAUAUUGUUGUGCAUAUCUCUACGCAGAGCGUCUCUUGCUCGGCGACAUACCUGGUCGUCCCAGUUUACCCUUCGACCGUUUUACUUUGUUCUUCGCUACGGCUUCCACAGUCCACGUUGGCUCUGGGUCUGGAGCAUUAAGUGCAGUGUUGCAGGUUGCAUUCUUCAGGGUAACCUCAAACUGUAUGGUCGCGGUAUGCACUGGUUGGUGUUCCGACUGUUUUGUACCCAGCAUCCACCUUGCACUCGCCAGUAGCGAUGUCGACCUGCUUCAGAGCGCGCUCGAAGAUCUCAAGCGACGCCAGGGGCUGAUAGAAAGACACUUUAUGGCCGAUUCGUAGAUACUGAGGAAGGGGGAAAUGUCAAACUGCUUGACUUGACUAUGUACAAUGUUGUCAGAGGUAGAGAUGUUGACGAAGCCUGCGGUAUCGUAGCCAGGGGCUGCAAUCUCAUCGGCAAACUACCUGUCCACCAAGCCAAUUGCAAUUGUAGUCAGUAAUGCCGUAGUACAGCAUGACCUGCACACCAGCAGCCAGUAGCUUCUUGCAUGCUUCGAUAGUGCCAAACUCGCGGUUAUCGUCGUCGCCAUUGUUGUCGAACGCUGACGAUACUGUGCU